GCUUUUUGCAUGUUUUGCUCUGCAAAACUGGAGGAUUUAUAUAAUGUAACUAAUUGUUUAAUUUAAUCAUUAAAAGAAAAAUACAAAUCCACAGAUGGAGUAUUUUAUUCGAUGUUUUGUGGGCUGCUACGGCUAGCGUCCUCAGGGAACGUAGCGAGGGCAUAAAAAUCUUAGCUACGAUUGUGCUGGUUACGUUCCCGUCACGCAUCCCCAAGGAUGCCAGCCAGAGUAGCAGAUGAAGCGUCGAAUAAUUUACUCUAUCCAUAGACUUACUGAAAUAGAAGAACGAAUCAUGCGUGAAUAUCAAACCUUCUUUAUGAGGAAUUUUUGAAGAAUGAGUUGGUAUUCAUAAUCUCUUAUUUGUUUUUUUUUUUGUAAUGAAUAUUUAACAUUACAAAACACUGCAUACAAUUUUUCAUAGCUCUGUCAAAUCUACACGUUUUCUUGUUUUUUGUUUUUUUAAUUAUAUUUCAUUAAUAGCUUUUCUCAUUUCAUAUAAUACAUAAAUAAAUAAAUAAUAUUAGUUGAACACUUGAUCCAUAGAUUUUGAUCCUAAUUAACAAAAUAACAUAUUUGGACACUUGUUGAUUUUUUCGAAUGGUAACCGGGAAUCCGAAAGUUUAGUUGAAUAAAGACUAAAGAAACUACCUAUACCUCGAAAUCCAUUAAAUAGUUCUAAAUAUACGAUUAUCAUAACUAUGUUGGAAAUUUCCCGGUUGUCUUUCAAGUGUUAUCAUAACUUUUAUUACUUCAAUUUGCGAAUGGAUAUUUAAAAACGAUUAAUUUAUUUUAGAGUUUAGAUAAUUACAUUCUUAAUGUUAUUUAGGAGUCUAUUGCAGUACAUAGAUGAAGAGCUUAUGUUGAGGGGAACGUACAAAUUUCGUCAAAUGGACUCCUACGAACAACAGGCAACUUUACCAGUUCAAGACACCGAAACAAAUGUUCACGUGAAAUGUGAAGUUCAUACCAUUCCUUCUAGUCCAACUAGUGACAACAACACAUUCAACGGUUCUCCAAGACGACAUUCUUCAGUCGAUGAGUUGUAUGGUUUGGUCAAUUCGAUGAAUGUCAAUGGCCAAAGGCAACGCUCCCUUAGUGAUAGUGGUAGAAAUGAGAGGACCGUGAAUGGUACAGAGACUGAAAUAAAUCACGAAGGAAGCGCUCCUGAUUUAGUAGUUUGUCCUCCAGUUCCACCAACAAGAAAACAUAGAAGAAGACAUACCCCACCCCGCCCCCCUAGCAAUGGUUUACCUCCCACACCAAAAGUUCACAUGGGAGCAUGUUUUUCAAAGGUGUUUAAUGGCUGUCCCCUUCGCAUAUACUGCACUGCAUCCUGGAUUCAUCCUGAUACUCGCGAUCAACACAUUCUAAUAGGGGCGGAGGAAGGGAUUUACAAUUUAAAUUUGAACGAGUUACACGAGACGUGUAUUGACCAAUUAUACCCAAGAAGGACCAUUUGGAUGUAUGUCAUCAAAGAUGUACUCAUGACAUUAUCAGGGAAAACCCCACAUUUGUACAGACACGACCUGUUGGCGAUGCAAAGUAAACAAUCUCACAGGUUCAGUAUUCAUAUGAACCGGAUACCAGAAAAGCUUGUGCCGCGCAAAUUCGCUCUGACGACGCGCGUACCGGACACGCGCGGCACGCUCAAAUGCUGCGUGUCACGGAAUCCGUAUAACGGUUACAAAUAUCUUUGCGGCGCCACCUCGUCUGGCAUCUACCUCAUGCAAUGGUAUGACCCACUGAAUAAAUUCAUGUUGCUAAAGCAUGUAGAAUGCACUUUACCGAAUCCACUAAACGUUUUUGAAAUGAUAAUAACCCCAGAGCUGGAGUAUCCGGUGGUUUGCGUAUCUGUAAAGCAAGCAUAUCAACCUAACAGAUUCAAAUUGGAUUUGAUCAAUAUGAAUUCAGGUGCGAGUUGGUUCCAUUCGGACGAAUUGCAAGACAUGGAUGGUACGACUACUGUUAUACCAAAACGCGAAAAUUUAAACAUUGUCCAUGUGUCCCAACUAGAAAAAGAUUCAAUUCUCAUUUGUUACGACAACGUAGUCAAAAUUGUUACGCCGCAGGGUAAAGUGAAAAUUAGCAAAAAACAAGUGUUAGAAUUAAAAUUCGAAUUUCGAAUAAUGAGUGUUGUUUGUCUGCCGGAUAGUGUUCUGGCAUUCCAUAAGCAUGGCAUGCAGGGCCGGUCUUUUAAAAAUGGUGAUAUUACUCAAGAGAUUACAGAUCUUUCGAGAACUUACAAAUUAUUGGGGAGUGACAAAGUUGUAGUGUUAGAAAGUAAUCUUCUUCAUUCCGGAACGUUGACAGGGGAGGAGGGGCAUGAUCUUUACAUAUUAGCCGGUCACGAAGCGAGUUAUUAGGUUUACUAAAUUAAAUACAUACUUUAGGUGGAAUUGAUUUUUUUUCUUCUUAAGACGGUGGUUUUUAACAAUUCGGUAUAACUUCUUAUAAGCCACCCUAGUAAAAAAAUAAUAAUAACUAAUAACAAAAUUAAUUUUUAAAAUAUUGAGCAGUAUUUAUUUUAG
This is a messenger RNA of Agrilus planipennis (emerald ash borer), 2528 nucleotides long. RefSeq names its product mitogen-activated protein kinase kinase kinase kinase 5-like. The record is from RefSeq and is a predicted model, not a curated record. The coding region runs from base 816 to 2363 and encodes 515 amino acids. The transcript is spliced from 10 exons. Gene Ontology annotation, molecular function: MAP kinase kinase kinase kinase activity; ATP binding. Lineage: Eukaryota; Metazoa; Arthropoda; Insecta; Coleoptera; Buprestidae.